AUCUAUCGUAAGAAUACAAGUUCAACUGUGGUGUUACGUUGUUUUCCCAACAUAUCCCCAGUUCCCCACAAGGCGAGCGCACCUCCUACCUUGGGAGGGAGGGAGGGGGAGAGAGAGACCUCAUGAUGGAUCCUGCUCUUGAGGUGUGAUUUCUCGGGCAAAAGAGAUGCGAUGGAUGAUCCGAUUACUUGUUCGCUCGGCACCAUGGGCCCCCUCCUUGCGCAACUCCAUUCAUUGACGGAUACCGAGCGGAGUCUGCCAGAGGGGAUUAGUAAGGAUGAGCUCCAGGGUCUCAUACAAGAUCUCAAAGAAAUUUACACCUCCAUCAUGGAUCUUGCAAAGGAGGAGGACCCUCUCUCCACGGACAAGUUCUGGAUGAAGGAGGUGCGGGAGAUUUGUUAUGACGCGGAGGACUACUUGGCAACGGUGAUGCACGCCGGCGCCAGUAACCAGAUUGCACAAAAUAUCUCAGAGUUCAGGGCUCGUUUGGAAGAUGCAAACAAAAGGCGCAAAAAACGCAAGCUUGAUGAUCUGAGGGCUCGUUUGAAGCAGGAUGCGAGAGAAAGACGCGAAAGAUACCAGCCCGCUCUGGAUGGUUUCAAAACCAUCGUCGAGUCUGUGCUACAAGCUCCUAAUGCACGCCCUGACGAGCCCAUGAAUGAGCUCGUCAGGUUGCUAGCUUUUGACAGGGACCAACAGCUCAAGGUGAUGCCUAUCUUUGGAUUUCCAGGUGUUGGGAAGACAACACUUGCAAGAAGAUUAUAUCAUCAAUAUGGGGGGAGGUUCCAGUGCCGAGCUUUUCUUCGGGUAUCUCGAAAUCCAGAUCCCAGGAGGCUUCUCACCAGCAUGCUCUCACAAAUUAAGGGGUCACGGCCCCACGGCUCCCGUGAUGUGCAGGAUCUCACCGACAGCAUCAACAAACAUCUGCAGGGCAAAACUUAUUUCAUUAUAGUUGAUGAUUUGUGGGAUGCAUCAGUGUGGGAUAUCAUCAGUCAUGCUUUUCCGGCGGGUAAUUGUUGCAGCAGAAUAAUAACAACCACACAAAUUGAGGUUGUUGCUUUGGCUUGCUGUAGUUAUUGCUCAGAGAAUAUAUAUAAGAUGAGACCUCCCAGUAAUGAUCUAUCACGACAACUAUUCUUUGGUAAUUUUCAAGUGAUGAAAGAAGUGGUAAAACUUAUCUACAAUGAUCUUCCACCUCAUUUGAAGACAUGCUUGCUAUAUCUUAGCAUAUACCCUGAGGGCUACAAGAUCCGGAAGGAUGAUUUGGUGAAGCAAUGGGUAGCUGAAGGCUUUCUCGGUGCAGUGGAUGGGAAAGACAUCGAGGAAGUUGCGGGGGGUUACUUUGGUGAGCUUGUGACAAGAGGAAUGAUCCAGCCUGCGGAUACCAAUGAUAAUGAUGAGGUGGUGUCAUGUACAGUUCAUCACAUGGUACUUGAUUUUAUUACAUACAAAUCCAUGGAGGAGAACUUCGUCACUAUUGUAGAUUAUUUUGCAGCAGUUACAGGACUUCCUGAUAAGGUUCGUCGACUUUCCAUGAAGUUUGGAAGUGCAAAAAGUGCACAGAUACAAGGAAGCUUCAGAAUGUCCCAAGUUCGAUCCCUUAUAUUUUUUGGAUUCUUGAAAUGUGUACCUUCCAUUGUGGGGUAUAAGCUUCUUCGAGUUCUAAUUCUUCAUAUUUGGACUGAUCAGGACACAACGAGUUUUGACCUUGGUGAAAUCUGUGAACUAUUUCAACUAAGAUAUCUGAAGAUUGAAUGCAAUAUGACCGUCAAACUUCCGACCAACAUUCUAGGGUUGAAAUACUUAGAGACUCUUGAAAUAAAUGCAAGAGUAACUGCUGUUCCAUCAGACAUUGUUGAUUUACAGUGUUUGUUGCACCUCCGCCUUCCGAGCGAGGCUGAUCUGCCCAAUCGGAUUGGGUGCAUGACAUCACUUCGCAGUCUGGGCUACUUUAACCUCAGCACUAGCUCAGGAGAGAAUGUGCUGGACCUCGGCAAGCUGACCAAAUUGCGUGAUCUUUAUAUAACCUGCUGUACAGAUCCUGCUAACCGUCUGGUUACCAACAUGGAACUUCUUGCCUCAAUUCUGGGGGAAUGCAGCAGCCUCAAAUCUUUGGUUCUGGAUGGUGGAGCUUCCUCAAGCAUGUGCAUUUCUUGUGAUGAUGGCUUGGGCAGCAUGUCCACUCCUCCAGCCAGUCUUGAGAGGCUUACGUUGUCGCGGAUUUGUAUGUUUUCCAGCCUCCCCAGGUGGAUUGGAAAGCUCGACAAGCUUUGCAUUUUGAAGAUUGCAAUAGGAGAGAUGUCAAGGGAUGGUAUUAAUGUUCUCAAAGAACUCAAUGCCCUCGCUGCUCUCUCGCUGUAUGUCCAGACUGCCCCUUCAGAAAGGAUCGUCUUUCACAAGGAGGGAUUCAAAUCUCUCAAGCACUUCAAGUUCAUCUGUUCUGCACUUUGCCUAGCCUUUGAGAAAGGAGCAGUGCCCAAUGUCCGAAGGUUCAAGCUCGGAUUCAAUGCUCAAACAAUAGAACAAUACAGCCCGGCAGAUGCCGGCUUCGAAAACUUGACAGGCCUUGAAGUGUUCACUGCAAAAAUUGGGUGUGCUGGUGCUACUGAAUCCGGCAGAAAGGUUGUACAGUCUGCACUGGAGGACGCGUUUCGCAAUUGUGAAAGCCAUCCCGUCAUCAAUGCACUAUGGGUGGAUUGGAUUUUUUAUGGCGACAAAGAAAUGAGUACGGUGGCUCAAACGGAUAGUAGUCUGAACAAUGCCCGUCUAAAGAAGCUGGAUGAGAUUGUAGAAAUCGAGUGGGAGAAAGUGUUUCGUGUAAAGGAUGAGAUUCUAAAGAAGCUGGACGAGUUAUUUGUAGAGAUACAAAUAAGAGGGGAAUAUGAGAAAACGAGGACACAGGAGGAAAAAUACAAGACUAGAGAAAAACAGGAUGAGAUCUUGGAGGGAGAUUCAGAUGAACAGCAUGGAACUAAACAAAAGGGCUCAGGAAAAGAUACAAGCAAAAAACCUGAUAGCAGGACUUCUACAGCAUCUGAACCCUCUUCGUAUGUGCAAAGUCAAGGCGACAAAGAAAUGAGUACGGUGACUCAAACGGAACAACCCCAGACUUUAGGAAAAGCAGAUGUGAUUACAAAGGGAAGCUCAGAUGAACAACAUAGAACUGGAGAAAAGAGUUCAACGGAAGACACAGACAUACAAGCUGAUAGCAGUCUGUACAAUGCCCUUAUAAAGAAGCUGGACAAGUUGGAUAGUAGAGCAAGGGACAAGGAUGAGAUUGUAUACAUCGAGUGGGACAAGGAAGCGCUGACUAGGAUGAUAGAGGAGUUGGAUAGUAGAGCAGGGGAGCUGAUGGAGAAAUGGAUCCUGCAACUGCAGGACCUAGUCUAUGAUAUUGAGGACUUCAUAGAUGUCUACAACGUAGCCAAAUCAUGGGCACAUGCUGACUUUGAUAUGAUCCAGCAUUUGAAGGGUAGGACAGAGAUCCUACGACGAGAAUGGCAACAAUGGCCGAGCGGAGGCAUUGCUGCUGCGUCCGGGACGUCAGCUGGAUCCACUCUCCCUGUGUAUGCACCUGAACACGAGCUCGUUGGCAUCGACGAGCCCAAAAGAGAGCUUAUGCAAUUUCUGGAGCUGGAAGCAUAUGAUGAGCAAUCAGAGAAGCUGAGGGUGAUCUCCAUCGUGGGAUGCCGUGGGGUAGGCAAGACUGCCCUCGCAAGAGCAGUGUAUGAGGACCCUAGUGUCCAGCGUGAAUUCGAGUUCUUUGCUUGGGUUGUGGCGUCUGAGUGCAGAGAUGGGAAGGAUCUUCUGGACAAAAUUGAACAACAAGUCAGUCAAAAAUUAAGCGUGCUAUGCGAAAGGUUCCUGGUCGUCAUCGAUGAGCUGCAGCGAGCAAGUGUGUGGUACGAUAUACAACGGUACUUCAGGAGAAAUCGUCGGGGAAGUCGAAUAAUCAUCACCACAAGCAUUGAAUCAGUCGCCGCGGCCUGCACCUCUGGCAGUGGCAGUUACAUUUACAGAAUGCGAGGUCUUGGCCGUUCCGAGUCUGAACAAUUAUUCUUGAGAAAGGUUGGCCGAUCCGAGCCUGAACAAGUAUUCUGGAGUAAGGUUGGCAGGGGAAACAUACUUUACAAGAAACAUACUAGUUUAGAAGAAAUAUUCAUGAAAUGUGGUGGGCUACCACUGGCACUGAUUAGCGUUGCUAAUUAUUUGCGUGAGAAAGGACAAAAUCUGCAUCAGCUUGAACUGGGACCGGGCGCCUUUGAGGGAGUGAACAGAGUGCUUAUGCAAAUCUACGACAGCCUGCCGGACAGUGGUCACAGGAAGUGCUUGCUGUCUCUAUCCACAAUUCCCAAAGGUUAUCCGAUCCAGAGGAAGAGCCUCAUUAGAAGAUGGAUAGCUGAAGGACUGGCUGUUGGAGAUGGCACGCUCAGUGCGGAACAAGUUGCUGGUAAUCGCUUUGAUGAGUUCAUUGACCGGAACAUCAUUGAGCCUGUGCUGGUUGGCAACAAUUCCAAGGUUAAGAGGUGUCGAGUUUCUCCUGUAAUCCUGGAGUUCAUUGUCGACAAAGCGGUCUCAAAAGACAUGGUCGCUCUGAUUCGCAUGAAUGAGCCUCUCGCAAACAAAAAAGGUGCCCAUCCUGUCCGUCAAUUAUCUAUUCAAAGGGCAACUAAAGGGACUGGCAGAGUUGCGGCGGAAAUUGGAUUGAAUCAUCAUGUCAGGUCGUUGACGGUCCGCGAUCGUUGGUCCUUUUAUUUACCCUUUGAUAUCCGGAGCUGCAGGUUGCUACGAGUCUUGGACAUGGAAGGUUGCCGGUGGAUUAGAGACAGUACUCUCAGUGACAUAUGCAGGUUACUGGUGCUUCUCAAAUAUCUGAGCCUCAGGGGUACUUAUGUUCGCAGGAUCGCCGAUGGAAUAAGAAAUUUAUAUGACUUAGAGACGCUGGACAUUCGGGAGACGCAGGUGGAAGUGCCGAUGGAAGUCAUGAUGCUCCCACGGUUGGCUCAUCUGUUUGGCAAGUUUCAGCUUCCUCCAGAACUCGAAAAUGCGGAGAGAAGGGAUAAGCUGCAGAGAUUCUUCUCAGAGGAAAGUAGACUGCAGACCCUGUCAGGAUUUGUCAUUGGUAAGAAUAGUGGUUUUGAGCUCAUCCUGCUUCACAUGAGGUUACUAAGGAAGGUUAAGAUAUGGCGCACUGAUGAUAUCAGCAUCCGUACACGUCGUCUUCUUGCGUCCUCCCUCGAGAAGCGUAUUACGGGAAACAGUGCCCUUGAGUCUCUGUCUAUCGAUUUCGGGACAGAAAACAUGAACUUCCUCGACGACAUACAACUCGAAGCUCCCUGCAUGCUCAGCUCCAUCAAACUGCGAGGGAGGCUAAGGAGAGGGAGGCUAAUGAGACUGCCUAGUUUUAUUGCAUCACAUCGUAGCAAUCUCUCCGAGUUGCAGCUCUCCUAUACUGGUCUGAGCCUCGAAGAUUUAUCCGUUCUGCAACACUUGCGUCGGCUGCUUUAUCUGAAGCUGGUUGAGGGUAGCGAUUUUGGCAACUCUAUGGGCGACAAAUUAAUUGUGGAAAGCGGUGGAUUCCCAAGCCUUCGGCGGCUUUGCUUUCAGGCCUUCGAGCUCCCCCGAGUGCAUAUUGUUAAAGGAGGCAUGAGGUCUCUCACCUCUCUUCACCUGUUCUACUACAUGGAGUCUCAAACCUGGAAACCCUCGGACUUCAAUUGGGAAAUAGAAAAUCUCGAAAAUCUCCAGGAGGUGGUGUUGCGUUAUACUGUUAGUGACGAAGAAUUGGAUGCCUGGAAGAGUAGAGCAAGGUCGCACAUAAACAGGCCGAAGGUAACCCAGCAACCGAUUGAAUACCUUUGGUAAGCAACUUUUGAUGGGCAAGCCUAACGCAACUUUGAAACAAUUGUAAUUCUUCUGUCCGGUUGUAAUCUUUUUUUUUUUGUGCUAUUACAACUCUGUAUUAUUUUACCAUAAUGAAUCGUAUCAAUGCAUUGCUUGGCAAGUGUAAACAAGUGAACAGCUGCAACAAAAUAAGACCAAGUUAACACCAUCGUUAUACUCGCAAUACUAGUUAACACCAGCGUUAGACCUGAUGGUUGUGU
This is a messenger RNA of Phragmites australis (common reed), 6104 nucleotides long. RefSeq names its product disease resistance protein RGA5-like. Gene Ontology annotation, biological process: defense response to other organism. Gene Ontology annotation, molecular function: ATP hydrolysis activity; ADP binding. The record is from RefSeq and is a predicted model, not a curated record. The transcript is spliced from 9 exons. The coding region runs from base 172 to 5865 and encodes 1897 amino acids. NCBI's taxonomy places the organism in Eukaryota, Viridiplantae, Streptophyta, Magnoliopsida, Poales, Poaceae.